CCCGGAAACCCCUGUAGGCCCCGGCUCCGCUUUUUGAAGAAAAGAGAGAAUGCGUCUUAUCAUCCGUGACGAUGCAGCCGCCGUCGGCGAGUACAUCGGGAACUACAUUGCCAAGCGAAUUGUCGACUUCAAUCCGACAGCGGAGCGGCCGUUCGUGCUUGGCCUCCCAACGGGCUCGUCGCCCAUCCUGACGUAUAAGCAUCUCAUCAAGCUCGUCAAGGCCGGCAAGCUCUCGUUCAAGCAUGUCGUUACAUUCAACAUGGACGAGUACGUCAAGCUGCCCGAGGACCACCCCGAGAGCUACCACACAUUCAUGUUCCGCGAGUUCUUCUCGCACAUCGAUGUCUCGCCCUCGCAGGUGAACAUCCUGAACGGCAACGCCAAGGACUUGAUCGGGGAGUGCAACGCGUACGAAGCCAAGAUCAAGAGCUACGGUGGCAUCGAGCUCUUCCUCGGCGGCAUCGGUGAGGACGGGCACAUCGCAUUCAACGAGCCCGGCUCGUCUCUCCAGUCGCGCACGCGCAUCAAGACUCUCGCGUACGACACCAUCCUCGCCAACGCCCGCUUCUUCGGGAACGACAUCUCCAAGGUGCCCCGCAUGGCCCUCACCGUCGGCGUGCAGACCGUGCUCGACAGCCGCGAGGUCGUCGUCGUCGUUACCGGUCAACGCAAGGCCCUCGCGCUCAGCCAGGCCAUCGAGAACGGUGUCAACCAUCUUUGGACGCUUUCUGCGCUGCAGACCCACCCCUGGGCGCUCAUUGUCGCAGACGAGGACGCGACGGCGGAGCUCAAGGUCAAAACCGUCAAAUACUUCAAGUCCAUCGAGCGUGUGCAGGAGGAGGUCGAGGAGAUGCACGCUCGGCUGAAGGACACCCCAGCCGAGCCUGACCAGGUUGGUAGCAUGGAGUGAGCGCGUCGACGCCCCACUGUUUACUCAGAAGAAUACCCUUCUUUGUUCCGCUAGACACAAAAUUGAACCGUACACUCUACGGAGAGGAUUAACUGGGGUCGCAGGGGUGCGAAAGUGAGUCGUUGCUACCUAGAACGUGUCGAUCUGGAAGGUUCUGUAUAACUAGAGUGGUUUGGAUUGGAUAGACUUGCAAUUCAAUA
Molecule: messenger RNA, 1110 nt
Organism: Phanerochaete carnosa HHB-10118-sp
Lineage: Eukaryota; Fungi; Basidiomycota; Agaricomycetes; Polyporales; Phanerochaetaceae
Exons: 6
Coding region: 50-910 (286 amino acids)
Biological process (GO): N-acetylneuraminate catabolic process; N-acetylglucosamine catabolic process; D-glucosamine catabolic process
Cellular component (GO): cytoplasm
Molecular function (GO): identical protein binding; glucosamine-6-phosphate deaminase activity
Source: RefSeq, a predicted model, not a curated record